CACCAUCACACGUACCACAAGAAUCACUCCAUCGAAAGCAAUGUCAUACCGGUGUCCAAACCCAACGUCGACCCCAAUAACGAGAAUAACAAUAUCAUCGAUAAGAGCAAUGAUAUCUUCACGUUUGAUCUCUACAAGCAGUCACACAACGUGCGUGACUCACGAAUGCUGGCCCAACACCAGGACCACCACAUCGUCAACAGUAAUCCACUCAAUAGCAACGCAAGUGUGGGGAAAGCCGUUUCAGACCAAUACUGGAAUCAAGUCUUCUCGACGAUUCUGUUCGUCAUCAGUGGACUCAUAUUCUGUGUGAUAGCACUCCUGUGGUUCACGACAACGCCGUCCCGCUAUUCAGCCGCGAGUGAUGUCCAGAAUAAUAGGGAAAUCAAGUCAUACGUAUCGAUGGCCACGGCGUCCACAGCUGACCCCAAACUCAACCAAAACAAAGCGAUACUUAGUGUCAACGGAUCUCCCAUUGCUUUAGUAUCCAUCGAUUCAUUGACCGGCGAGUCGUUUGCGUAA
Oppiella nova is the source of this 522-nucleotide messenger RNA. Lineage: Eukaryota; Metazoa; Arthropoda; Arachnida; Sarcoptiformes; Oppiidae. The record is from the annotation of a GenBank genome assembly.